Molecule: messenger RNA, 1008 nt
Organism: Erythranthe guttata (spotted monkey flower)
Lineage: Eukaryota; Viridiplantae; Streptophyta; Magnoliopsida; Lamiales; Phrymaceae
Source: RefSeq, a predicted model, not a curated record
AUGACGUCGACACCGGAGGUGGCCCGUAACUUAUCAAGCUUGCUGGAGGGGGAGCUAACCCCCCCGGGCCUCAUAAGUAAUCAAGAGACCACGGCAGCCGGGCCGUCGGAGGAGCCCACCCCGGGUGUCGCUAGUACUACACUGGAAAAAGCAGGUACUACGAUAACCCUCACAAUGGAACACCUUCAGGCGUUGAUCUCGGCCGCAGCCCAGGGUAAACCUCCCGAGGUCGGAGGAGGGGGUAGCAUGGAAAAGCGAAAGCCGGAGUCGCAGCCGGGGGUGUCGACGAUAGACGACGAGCUCCUAAUACUGCCGUCAGCCGAGAUUGAGGGAAUGGCGGGCACCCCCUUCACGGCGAGAUUACAGCACGGGGAGCUGCCGGCCACCUAUCGACCCGUCACGUAUGAAUAUACCGGGGCCACCGACCCCUGGGAGCACGUCUCUCGGUUCGUCACGUCCGCUUCUCUUCACAGGCUAACGGACGGGGUAAAGUGCAGGGUCUUCGCAACUACCCUGGCAGGCCCCGCGCAGAGAUGGUUCAGCCAGUUACCCCGAUGCUCGGUCGAUGGCUUUACCCAGUUUAGCGAAUUGUUCCUAAACCACUUCGCGAGCUCCAAGAAGCAGAAAAGAAGCACGCUUACCCUGUUCGCAGUACGGCAAAAGGAAGGCGAACCAUUAAGGAACUACGUGCAGAGAUUUAAUGCUGCCACCCUCGAAGUCCCUGUCACUAGUGAAGAGGUGCUCAUCAACGCGCUGGCCCAGGGUCUACAAAUGGGAGAGUUCUUCGACUCCCUUUCCAAGAAGGCACCGGCCUCUUUCAAUGACUUGCUCCGGAGAGCCGAAAAGUAUAUCAACGCAGAGGAGGCCCGCCGCAGCAGGGCCUCGGAACCAGCCCCGACAACUGACAAACGUAGGGACAAAAGUCGAGUGGAAGUAAAGAAGCAAGAACCCUUCUCGCGCAGAGAAGUGGGCACAGAGCGACGAACGGGACCCCGUACGCACCCUUAA